Drosophila kikkawai is the source of this 1416-nucleotide messenger RNA. RefSeq names its product Rhodopsin 6 (gene Rh6). The record is from RefSeq and is a predicted model, not a curated record. Lineage: Eukaryota; Metazoa; Arthropoda; Insecta; Diptera; Drosophilidae. Gene Ontology annotation, biological process: visual perception; cellular response to light stimulus; G protein-coupled receptor signaling pathway. Gene Ontology annotation, molecular function: G protein-coupled photoreceptor activity. Gene Ontology annotation, cellular component: plasma membrane.
UCCGCCGCAGGCAUUAGCGCCGAGUCCGCGCCACGAGAGUCAGUGUCAGCCGUCCUGCUAUGGACAGCGAGUAGUGGCCCCAGCAGAGUAGCCAUCCGAGAUCAGACGAAGCCACCACCGAAGCACCACAGCAGCAGCCAUGAUCAGCCUGAAUCCCCCCAGUUACGCCUAUAUGCGCGAUGGGAGCAAUCUCAGUCUGGCGGAGAGUGUGCCCGCCGAAAUCAUGCACAUGGUGGAUCCCUACUGGUACCAGUGGCCUCCGCUGGAGCCCAUGUGGUUCGGCAUCAUUGGCUUUGUUAUCGCCAUUCUCGGCACCAUGUCGCUUACGGGUAACUUCAUCGUGAUGUACAUCUUCACCUCGUCGAAGGGACUGCGCACUCCCUCCAACAUGUUCGUGGUGAACCUGGCCUUCUCCGACUUCAUGAUGAUGUUCACUAUGUUCCCGCCCGUGGUUCUGAACGGCUUCUAUGGCACCUGGAUCAUGGGUCCCUUCCUGUGCGAACUUUAUGGCAUGUUCGGCUCGCUCUUUGGCUGCGUCUCGAUCUGGUCUAUGACCCUGAUCGCCUACGAUCGCUACUGCGUGAUCGUCAAGGGAAUGGCCAGGAAGCCACUGACAGCCACUGCGGCAGUCCUGCGACUCCUGGUCGUCUGGAUCAUCUGCGGCGCCUGGGCCCUUAUGCCGCUCUUCGGCUGGAAUCGCUAUGUGCCCGAGGGCAACAUGACCGCCUGCGGCACCGAUUACUUCGCCAAGGACUGGUGGAACCGGUCCUACAUCAUUGUCUACUCGCUGUGGGUCUACCUUACGCCGCUGCUGACCAUCAUCUUUUCCUACUGGCACAUCAUGAAGGCGGUGGCUGCCCACGAGAAGGCCAUGCGGGAGCAGGCCAAGAAGAUGAACGUGGCUUCGCUGCGCAACAGCGAGGCUGACAAGAGCAAGGCCAUUGAGAUCAAGCUGGCCAAGGUGGCCCUAACCACCAUAUCGCUCUGGUUCUUCGCCUGGACCCCGUACACCAUCAUCAACUAUGCGGGAAUCUUCGAGUCCAUGCACCUGAGUCCGCUCAGCACCAUCUGCGGCUCCGUGUUCGCCAAGGCCAAUGCGGUGUGCAACCCCAUUGUGUACGGCUUGAGCCAUCCCAAGUACAAGCAGGUGCUCAGGGAGAAGAUGCCCUGCCUGGCAUGUGGCAAGGACGACUUCGCCUCGGACUCGAGAACUCAGGCUACGGCGGAGAUCAGCGAGUCGCAGGCCUAAGCGGAUCAGAGACGACGACUGCAGACGUGAGGAACUGACGGCUCUAGAUCUACACAGACUCAACUAUUUUGCAAGGACACCUCAACGAAAACCCAAAAAAAGAUGGCAAUUAAAAAAUGUAAAAAAAAUACUGUGAAAAUACAACUGCAAUUGAUACAAAAUCAAAA